Danaus plexippus (monarch butterfly) is the source of this 604-nucleotide messenger RNA. Its product is annotated as thrombin inhibitor hemalin-like. The record is from RefSeq and is a predicted model, not a curated record. The coding region runs from base 54 to 587 and encodes 177 amino acids. NCBI's taxonomy places the organism in Eukaryota, Metazoa, Arthropoda, Insecta, Lepidoptera, Nymphalidae. The transcript is spliced from 5 exons. Gene Ontology annotation, molecular function: serine-type endopeptidase inhibitor activity.
AUUGCAAUCGCGAUUACUUUUGUUACUAGUUUUUUUUCCACUGAACAUUCAAAAUGUUUACAGUGUUAUUUAAAUGUAUUCAUUUACUCUUGCUCCUACCUUUUGCUUCUCCAGAUGAUGAUGAUACAACUACUACAACAACUACUGAGGCAAACAGAGUAGAUUACGAAAAUUUGGACGCAUCGAUUACUUGUAAAUUUCAACCGAAUGGUCAUGACUGCGAUGGAAGUAAAAAGAAACUACCAAAAUUCUAUUAUGAUGUCAAAUUAGAAGAUUGCAAAACAUUCAACAUGGGUACUUGUUCGCAUAAUCUCAAUGCGCAUGAAACUUUGUCUAGUUGUCAUCAUGCAUGCAUAGAUGCUGGAAUGCAAACAAUCACCCAAAAUCUCUCUUCGGAAGUAUUUUGCAGACUGCAACCAGACUUUGGCCAGUGCAAUGAGUACCAUCCCAGAUGGUACUUUGAUAUAACAACGCGAAGAUGUAGGGGGUUUUCUUUUAGUGGCUGUGGAGGGAAUUUAAACAGGUUUAAAAGUCAACAGUCCUGUACUUCGACUUGUGGUUAUAUCAUGAAAUCUUUUAUUAAUUAAAAAUUUCUUGCUUAAAA